Messenger RNA from Necator americanus (New World hookworm), 1164 nucleotides. RefSeq lists its product as uncharacterized. The record is from RefSeq and is a predicted model, not a curated record. Lineage: Eukaryota; Metazoa; Nematoda; Chromadorea; Rhabditida; Ancylostomatidae. The transcript is spliced from 11 exons. The coding region runs from base 1 to 1164 and encodes 387 amino acids.
AUGGAUCUUAUCAAUGGUUUUCGUCGAUCGGUAGCGAAAGGAGAGCAAGAAGGUAAAGACGGCGCGACACUGCCAACGGCAGUGAGUAUGAAUCAAUUGACAUGGAAUUGCGAUAUAGAAGCAGAAGCACAGGCUGCUGCUAAGACUUGCCCCGAUACGAUCUCACCUCUACCCGCGUUCCAAACCAAGGGUUAUACUCUCGGCCAUAUAAUUCUAAAGGGCACAAUCAAAGCUAACAACUGUGACCCUGUCAAAACAGCAAAAGAUUUGCUGACUGAAAAAUGGAAGGAGGCAGUUGCAGAACAGCCGAAUAACACGCUAGUGAAGGGAGAGAAAGUGUUCUCUCAGCUUGCCUACGAGAAAGUCGAUGCAUUCGCAUGCACAUACCAAAUUUGCCAAGCGACAAGCUACUACCUCCUAUGUUUCUUCAACCAGAAAGCACCCACCAAAGGCGAUGUCUAUACGGCAGAUGCGAAGGGUAAAUACUGCAGUAAUGCGACCAUCUGCACUUGCGUGGAUGGACUUUGCGAAACAACCCCUGAAUCAGUGCUUUUCAAGUCUACAUUUUGCGGAACCACUGCCUGUACAGGCAAGUUUUCGGACAAUUUUAGACGAACUGCACUGGAAAUGCACAACUACUACAGACGCCUCCUUGCUACAGGAUGGGCGAAAUCUGGCGAAAACUAUGCAAAACCAGCUACAAAAAUGAUUGAACUGCAAUAUGACAAGGAUCUUGAAGACAAGGCUAUAAAGAAGAUUAAGAACUGCGCCUCAAGUUUAAGCAGUACAGUCGGAGAAAACUUCUGGAGCAAAGAAGUCACCGCAACCAACAAUAUUGGUGAAGACGGCAUUGAAAAGGCGGUGGCUAGUUGGUGGAAGUCUUUUGAAAACAAGGGCUUCGGAGACGACCUCAAGAAUAAAAAGAGUGUCAUAUCCGCCGCAAACAUAGCAUUCGACGGCGCCACCAAGGUUGGUUGUGCUAUAGAUGUUGGAGCAGCUUGCCUGAAACUCGGAAAACUAUAUAUUAUGUGCAUGUACGACAAGUCACCUGCAGUUGAUGAUGUCAUCUACGAAGCUGGGAAUAAAGCGUGUUCGAAGUGCGCUAGCACUGGUACCACUCCGGUGUGCUCUCCCUUGGGUGGAUUGUGCGUCGCAGCAUCGUAA